Messenger RNA from Rattus norvegicus (Norway rat), 698 nucleotides. The record is from RefSeq and is a predicted model, not a curated record. NCBI's taxonomy places the organism in Eukaryota, Metazoa, Chordata, Mammalia, Rodentia, Muridae.
AUGCCUUGGAAAACUGAAGAAAUCAAGGACAUUCUGCUUUCAGCCCAGGGGAAGGACACCAAAUCUGUCGAGAUCAAGAAGAACAAGGAUAAUGUGAAGUUGGAGGUUUGCUGUAGCAGGUACCAUUACAGCCUGGUUGUCACAGACAAGGAGAAGGCAGAGAAGCAGCGGUCUCCACCCCCAGGAUGAACAGUGAAGCAGCUGAAGUGAACCAGACCUCUGCAUGUGACUAUUGAGAAGUCAAAAUAAAAAGCUUACAAUAUGGGACUAGGGGUAUAACUGUUAGAACACUAGUCUAGGAAGCAUAAGGCCUGGGGGCCUCAGCCCUUAGAAAAAUAAGAUAAAAACAAAAAUUAUAACAUGAGCAGGACCUACACCUGUGGUCACAGCUGGAAUCUUGGGUGUGCCCUGUGCCUGGCCUCACUGGGGGCUUUUGUUUGUUUUCCUUGCUCAUUUGUUGAGGAAGGAUCUUAACCCUGGCUAACUGUAACUUAUAUACAACCAAUGCUAGCCUUGAAUUAAUGGUGAGGCUCCAGCCUCAGUUUCCCAAGUUCUGGCAUUGCAAGCUGUCCAGAUGUCAUAUUAUGCCCUUUUUAAAAUGUUUAUCUUUUUAUUAUAUUUCAUGUGUUUGUUUAGUGUAUGUAUAUGUGUGUGUGUGCAUACACACACGUGCGAAUGCACUCGCAUCACCUGUAUGA